This is a messenger RNA of Prorocentrum cordatum, 981 nucleotides long. NCBI's taxonomy places the organism in Eukaryota, Dinophyceae, Prorocentrales, Prorocentraceae. The record is from the annotation of a GenBank genome assembly.
AUGUCGGGGAGCUCUUGGGCAAGAGCGGCCGAGUUAAUCUCCGACGGCGACGGCGAUGGAGCCGACAAUGGUUCUUCUAGCGAUUUCGAGGUCGAUCAGGCGCCUCUCAUGUUUCGUCCCGAAGACCACCUUUCGACGCGGACUUCUCAGCAGCACUCCUCUGCGACGUGCAAGUUCGACAGCGGGGUCGCCGUGGGGGCCCAGGCUCCUUCCAAGAGGAGGUCUCUCAAGACCUUGGACCUGAGUGACUGGCCCGGCUUCGUCCAGGCAGCUUCUGAUUUGCGCAUCAAGCGGGGCGAGCAGAUGAGGCCCCUCACGGUGGUGUCUUUGUGCAGCGGUCUCGGCACAGAGGCUUUCUGCCUUCGCCAACUCGGCAUCGAGCACAAGACGGUUCUGAGCUCAGAUAUCAAGAAGAACGCUUUCUUCAUCCAGUGCGAGACGGACAGCUUUCACUCGCAGAAGCCCGAGUAUUUCUGUCCCGACAUCUACGACUUGAUUGGUUCCAUGGGCUCCCUCUCCAGAGCCGACGACCCCAGGUGCGCCAUGAAGAACGAGCCCAUUCAUUGGCAGAGAAUCGCGAAGUCUCUUCCUGGGGGCCGACCAGAUCUCCUGGUCUCAGGCUUCCCUUGCCAGCCGUUCACGACGGCUAGAUCCAGGGAGAGGUUUGCCAGAGGCGGGGUGCACUCUCACCCGAAGUACUCGACCGGGGAGGCCGUCCGGAAAUGCAUCCAGGAGAUGCGCCCUGUCGCGUUCUUGCUCGAGAACGUCACUGGCAUGAACAAGGGAAAGGGCGGCCUCAGGACCCCGCUCGAGGACUUCUUGGACCAGCUCAAGAAGCUCGGCGGCUACGUCUUCCAGUCGUACUCCGAGGACCUCGCCCCCUGGGUCGAUUGCGCCUUGCGCGACAGGUUCUUCAUCGUGGGGUUGGAGUCCCGCGCCCACUCCCAGGCCGACAUCAGCAGCAUCAUCGACCUGAUCAGG